CUUCUGUCUUCCCUUCCCCGCAAAGCUGAAUUUCUCCCUCUGCUCACCUCUACCACAACGACUAAUCACCGCUCUCAGCACCAGACAUGAAGCCCAGCGUCUUUGAGAACCCGCACCCGGCGAUCAACAGCAUCGACGUCUCGUCGUUCCGGUACGAGUCGUAUGGCUGGCGCGACAUUCUCGUCCGCCUCGACGCGGGCACGGGCGUGCUGACGGUGGAGCUCAACCGGCCGGCGCGGCACAAUGCCUUUACAAACGACAUGUGCCACUCGCUCGUGUUUGCGUUUGAGCUCGCCGAUGCCGACGCCCGCGUCCGCGCCGUCGUCUUUACGGGCAAGGGCAAGAGCUUCUGCGCGGGCGCGGACCUCAGCGAGGGCUUUGGCGCAGACGCCAGCCUGCCCAUCAAUGCCCACCGGGACGGCGGCGGACAGGUGUCUGGCGCCGUGCUGCGGUGCAGGAAGCCUGUCGUGGCGGCCAUGAACGGAAACGCCGUCGGCGUCGGCAUCACCAUGGCGCUGCCCGCCGACAUGCGCUUCGUCUCUCGCGACGCCAAGCUUGCCCUCCCCUUUGUCAAGCGCGGCAUCACCAUGGAGGCCAUGUCGGCCUACAUCCUGCCCCGGCUCAUCGGCCACAAGAACGCCCUCGAGGUCUCGCUGACGGGCGACACCUACCUCGCGGCCGACUCGCCGUUUGCCGGACUCUUCAACGCCAUCCUGCCGGCCGAGGCCGUGCUGCCGCGCGCCGUCGAGGUGGCAACGAAGCUAGCGACGCAGAACAGCGUCGUGAGCAUGGCGCUCAACAAGAUGCUCAUCUGGCGCACGCCCGACUCGCCCGAGGCUACACACCUCCUCGACAGCGCCUGCAUCGCCGCGACGUCCAAGAGCGCAGACGCAAAGGAGGGCGUCCAGAGCUUCCUCGAGAAGCGCAAGCCAAAAUUCACCGGUGCCGUCCAGGACCUCGACCACUUUGGCUUCUACCCCUGGUGGACCCAGGUCGACACGGAUGUGCCCCGUCGCAAGGUCCGGGGAGACUCAAAGUCCAAGCUGUGAUUUGUGCUAAUGGUAGUAGUAAUGCAUUUCUCAUCUUGCUC
Molecule: messenger RNA, 1090 nt
Organism: Acaromyces ingoldii
Lineage: Eukaryota; Fungi; Basidiomycota; Exobasidiomycetes; Exobasidiales; Cryptobasidiaceae
Product: ClpP/crotonase
Exons: 4
Coding region: 87-1049 (320 amino acids)
Source: RefSeq, a predicted model, not a curated record